This is a messenger RNA of Cyanistes caeruleus (blue tit), 1184 nucleotides long. The record is from RefSeq and is a predicted model, not a curated record. NCBI's taxonomy places the organism in Eukaryota, Metazoa, Chordata, Aves, Passeriformes, Paridae.
GUCCCGGGUGGGCUGCCUGUGACCCCAUCCCGGAGCUCGCCCGCCCGCCCCGAGAGCGCCCGGCGGCAGCCGCUGCUGCACCGCUCCAAGUCGGACCUGAGCGAUCGCCUCUCGCGGGCCACCGCCGACCUGGAGCGCUUCUUCAACUACUGCGGCCUUGACCCGGAGGAGAUGCAGGACAUGGGGGCUGAGCGCUUCGCCCGUGCCAGCUCUGACAUCGUGUCCCUCAAGUUCCACAGCGUGAGCACGGCCAGCUCGGAGGGCGGCCGCUCGCCGCCCAGCGCUGCCACGCCGGAGGGACGGCCGGCAGAGCGUGUGCCCUACGGCAUCUCCAUCAUCGAGCGCAACGCCCGUGUCAUCAAGUGGCUCUACGGGCUGCGCCAGGCCAGGGAGCCCCAGAAGGUCUCUGAUGUGUAGUGGUGCCGUGGUGGGCACCGGGGAUGGGUUGCUCAAAAGCAGGCAAUGCUGGAUGGGGACAAAGCACAGGCUGUGCCCUGGGAGGAGCAGGGACCUCUUGAUGGUGACAGGACCUUUGAACUUAGCCCUGCUGUACUACAGCAUCACUGGCCUGAUGUGAUGGCCAGGGAUCCAUUGUCAGACCCCUGUGCCAGCACUGGAGGGCCAGGUCCCAUGCAGUUCCCAUGUGGGAAGGCAGAGGACUCAUGACCCUGGGUGUGUGGCUGGUCCUCAACACCCACAAGGCCUCAUGUGUGGCUGUCCUGCCUGUGCUGCUGGCAGCUCCUGCCUGUCCUGCUCCUCACCAGCACCCCUGGGUGGGGUGCAAGGGGCUGGUUCCCCCCUGCACGGAGCAGGGACACUGCACUGGGGAAGGAGCUGCCCCCUUGCAGCCUCCACCGAAGGGGUCCCACUGCCUGUGGUGGUGAUCACAUCCUGGUGGUCCCAUCUUAUUGCUAAAGAAAAGCCUGGUGCUUUGAGGGGUGAGGGGGAAACCUGACCCCCUGCUUCAAGUUGCCCAGGGCUGUGUGUCUGUGUGUGUGAGUGUCUGCGGGUGCCUGUGUUCCCCUCCCCGGCUGCCAGUGGGCACAAAGCCCCCACCAUGCUGGGCCUGGUAUUUAUGAAGACAACAGUUCCUCUUUUCUACUCUUUUCCUUAUGUUUGAUCUGUAAAUAAUAAUAAUUAUAAUGCAGCCAGUUUUAUUAAAUGCCUGUGUUUUGGAGGCUGUG